Molecule: messenger RNA, 1104 nt
Organism: Kwoniella shivajii
Lineage: Eukaryota; Fungi; Basidiomycota; Tremellomycetes; Tremellales; Cryptococcaceae
Exons: 2
Coding region: 1-1104 (367 amino acids)
Source: RefSeq, a predicted model, not a curated record
AUGUCGUCCGAUCUCAGUGAUGAUGAACAAAUAGCCAUAUCAAUCGCCAAAGCAGAAGGUCAACGCUAUGCCGAUUCACAACUACCAGCUGGAAGGACACAGCCACGUCGGCAGGCCAAAAGAAAAGCUCAAGAUCAGAUACAAGAAAACUUGAUGGUGGAGAAUGUUUGGUCGGAUACUUUUACGGUCAUGAAAGAAGCUAAGAGGACCAAGAUGAUACAGCUGAGUAACAAGGGUGCAUCAAAUAUUGGAGCACUCUCUACUCAUAAUGGUAGAAGAGCUCAAGAGAAUGAUUCCGAUGUCAACGAUGAACGGAAUAAGGAAGAUGUGGAGGACGAACACCCUGUCUUGGAUAAUGAGGAUAACGAAGGUACCCAAAAUGACCAUGACCACGGGGAGAAUCCCACAACUAUUCAUCAGGACUAUGACGCUGUUCACGAUGACAACCACCGCCAACCUACUUCGACUCAACGGUUCUCUCAUCAAGUAUCGAAAGAAAGCGUCGCUGUCACCACCCAAUUACCCAUCACAGCCACACUCGAACCUCGGGAGAACCCUCUCGAGAACGAUACCCCCAAUUUACAGGAAGAUAAAGCAGAUGCUCCCAUUCUAGAGGAGGAUCUAGCCGAAAAUGAGGAUCCAGUCACCGAAGUGGGGAUGGAUCCUGAUGAUAAAGCAGUCCUUCGGAAGGGGCCUGAGGAUUACGAAGAUCUGUUUGUGUAUGGAAUCGGUAUCGCCAGGCAAGAUCACAGUUCAGAAUUCUGUGCGAUCUGCCUAAGUCCUAUCGAGGAAGCAAUCAAUCUGGCUAUCAUCCAAAAACAGAAUCCAGACCUGGCAAUUUGGUAUUGUCCUCUUGAACGGUGUAAUACUAGCUUCUGUGUCGGAUGCGUAGCUGAAUCUGUGAUGACCACCCGACAUAUCCACCAUGGUUUCACCAGCGAGUCCACAAUAAGUAGCCCAUCCCCGUAUCGAACAUUAAAACGAAAUCCGAAAUGUCCCUGCUGCAGAAGGAAUUGGUCUGCCAUAGAUGUCAUGAAACACGCAUCAUCUUACGAUCCUAUCACGUUCUACGAAUUCGGGGACUUCAGCAAGAUUAAGCCAUGA